Molecule: messenger RNA, 2169 nt
Organism: Aricia agestis (brown argus)
Lineage: Eukaryota; Metazoa; Arthropoda; Insecta; Lepidoptera; Lycaenidae
Exons: 5
Coding region: 163-855 (230 amino acids)
Source: RefSeq, a predicted model, not a curated record
GAUUAGCUACGUUUACAGUGUGUAUCAAACAAAGAGAGAUUAUUGUACUAGGAAAGAAAGUAGGUACCUAGUGAAAGAGAGACGCUAAGGCGGGGGACGCCGAACCGCCAUGUUCUUUAAAAUUUUCUAACAAAAUCAUGACAAAACCUCAAAAACUUAUAAAUGUAUAGCGUCGUUGAAUUUAGUGAGGAUGACAGCGUCGCUAUUGUGCGCUCGUCUUGGAUUUCACCCACUAAGAAACAUAGUGCUUGGCCUCCAUUUAAAAAUUCCGAAAAGAUCAAGAAAUGUCUUACGGGCACAAUUUUAGAUGAUGACACGUGGAAUGUUUUUGGAAUUCGACGCAUUUUUUAUGUAACUGAUGACCUUCUCAGUGCUAGAAAGAAAUGUAAAGAAGCCGAACUUAAUUCCGAAGUAGAACUAGACAUUGAGCUAAAAAGUUAUCAAGCCCUGUCCCUGCCAGAAGGAGUCAAUUUACCAUGCACCCAGAUCGAAGAGAUUAAAAAGAUUGAUGUCUGGCUAACAGUGGACGAAAAUUACAUGCUACUUGUUAACCACUUGAGCUAUGUAGGCGGUAACAAAACAUCAGCAAUAUUAAGGAGGAUUCUUGAAAAACUGUUUUCAAACAAACUUGCGGAAAUCUGUAAUUGGUCAGGCAAAAAUGGAAAACAUAAGCUACAAGAUCACCUUUUAAUUAAAGUUGUUACUGAAGCUCUCCGUCGGCACAAAGUCGCCGAAACGGCUACAGAAAACGAGAUAAAGACCGUGGUUAGCAACUGGUUCCGCUUCUCCAAAGAUAGAGAUGGAGGUCGAGAAAGCAGACGCAGGACAAUUGAGCCAACUUCUAUCCAGCAAUAAUCAACGUUACACAGGGCUGUCAACUAGAAAUAAGAAAAGACAUUUAGCCUUAAAGAUACAAGAAAUAUCUGUAGAGUUAAACGGGCUCAGUGGGGAAACUAGUCCACCUAAUCAACCAUAUACUGUAGAUGUCGGUAACAGUAAUUUUACUCGUGAAUCAAACUAUACAAAUAAUAUGCUCGGUGACAGUGACGAUGACGUCACUAUCAAUGUUAAUUUGCCAAACAGUCCCCUUCUGUUUGACACAAAAGACAGUGUUUUAAAAUCAUUUCUAGUUUCUUGGUCUAAACGGUACAAUAUUUCACACUCCGCACUCAAUCAUCUACUGGAAGGAUUGCAAGUAUACCAUCCAAGUUUGCCAAAAGAUGCUCGCGUUUUGUUACAGACACCAAGGAGUAUUAAUGUUGUCCAAUGUGCAGGAGGCUCGUAUGUGUAUUUUGGGCUUGAAAAUCAGUUAAAAAAAAGAGCUUCUGCUGGUUUAUGUUCAAAUUACUAUCCUCUGAUGCAAAGAAAACUGUCACAAUUUGGAAGUACUUUUUACAUAACUAUAACUCUUAAUGUUGAUGGUUUACCAGUGCAUUCCAGUAGCAGCAAUUCAUUUUGGCCUAUUUUAAGCAUUUUAGAUCAGUCCAUUGAUAAAGAACCAAUUAUUGUAGGAAUUUAUUAUGGCUCUUCAAAACCUAACGAUGCCAAUGAUUAUCUUAGACCUUUUGUCGAUGAAUGUCUCCAUUUAGAAAAGCAUGGGUUGGUUGUUAAUGGACAACAUUAUAACUUCCGAGUGAGUUGCAUAAUAGCAGAUGCACCAGCGCGAUCUUUUUUGAAAAGUAUUAAGUCAUUCAAUUCACUGUAUGGGUGUGAGAAAUGCGAGCAAGAAGGUACAUAUCUGGGGAGGACUGUUUGGUUAUACACAUCAGAUAUGCGCCUUAGAACUGAUGCUGGAUUUUCAAAUCAAUUGUAUGGCGACGAGCACCAGCAAUCAAAAAGUAUACUAUCUGAACUUGAUGUAGGGUUAAUAACCCAAGUACCUUUAGAUUACAUGCACUUGGUGUGUCUGGGGGUUGUAAAAAAACUGAUAAGGUGUUGGUUAGAAAAUGGACCAAAAAAAUGCAGAAUGCCUGCUUCGAAAAUAGGCGAAAUAUCAGAACGUUUACGGGUGAUACGGGAUAAAUAUCCCACUGAAUUUUCCAGACGUCCUAGACCUAUCAAUAUGUUCAAAUAUUGGAAAGCUACGGAGUUCAGAGCUUUCAUUUUGUAUUUAGGCCCUGUUGUUUUACGUGGUGUGUUAAGCAAAACACUGUACGCGCAUUUUCUUUA